Molecule: messenger RNA, 1266 nt
Organism: Sclerotinia borealis F-4128
Lineage: Eukaryota; Fungi; Ascomycota; Leotiomycetes; Helotiales; Sclerotiniaceae
Source: the annotation of a GenBank genome assembly
AUGUAUUCGGAGUGUCGCCCAGAUAUGAUUGAGCAAAGUUCGCAAAGUCAACAACAAGACCACGAAGAAGAUAUCGACGUGGAGGAUACAGUUGUAUCACUAUUUGUGAAGGGCAACUCGUGGGGCAAGUUUUGGGACGCUGAUGCUCUCGCGGAACUCCCUGCGGAAGUCGUCACGAUGAUCAUGAACGAGCUCGGUCAUGUCUCUCAGCUUUGCUUCUCGCUGACCUCAUCCCGCUACCGGCAAUUAUUCAAAUUGUCCAACUUCGACUCCUACAUCCAUGGUUACUGCCACACAUCGAAUAGUAUCCCAGAGGGUUGCUACGCUGCACGUCUCUCCUUACCUAUGACCAUACAAGAAUCGAAGUGCAGGCUGUAUUGUUAUGAUCUGGACAAGUGCUGUUUCACCUUCGAGGCACUUUCCGAGAGUGAUGAUAGAGAGAAGUGGUACCCUCCUCUCGCGACCUUGCUGUGGGACGAAAGAUUCUUCUGGAGCGGCGGUGGACAAUGGUGCGAAGGAUGUUGGAGAGCUCUGCCUCCCACAAGUUGGGAUCGGUGUGCUUUUGAGAAUGACUUUUGGGACAACGUUGCCAAUCCAUCGGUGUUUAGAUUGGACCCCUACAGAUACAUUACCAGUCUCCUUGCCCAAGCUCUUAUCCAGGGACUUAAAACCCGCAAGACGGCCUCUGCCUCUACAGACAUAAAUUAUGCGGAGCUUCGUCAAGUCCUUCUCAAGAAGGAUGGUCGUCAUGCUUGGGAUGCCUGGGAUGAGGAGUGGGAUGAAUACGUGUCUCGAGAAAUUCUUGACUUUGAUUACACUCAAUGCACAAAAUGCAGAGUCAAGAAAAUCAUCACCGAUAACGGUAGAAGACGAGAGGGGUGGAAUGGAUGGAGUAUGGAGUGGAAGAACAUCGCAAAGGAGGCCGAUGGAGUUGCGAUGAUUGGUGGGUUACACUUUGGCGACUACCCAUUUCCUUAUUUGUUUGAUAUACUGGAGUGGAACGAUAGGUCAAACAAUGAGUCGAUGAUGUUCGUUUUGUGGGAAGAUGUAUUCAGGGAAUGCGGACUUUUCGUUAAGAAAUAUGAGAAGGUAGACCGGUACAGUGGUAAGAGCUACUUUGGUUUGGUCGAUGGGACUACUCCUACCGUCGAUAUCGACAGAGUGGAACCCUUACCCCAACGGGACGUCCCAUCUACCGAUGGGAUCUAUACGCAAAUAUUGAAAUUUUGCUUUGAUUUAUUUAUAUUCAUUAUUUCAAUGUUUUAG